Messenger RNA from Hippocampus comes (tiger tail seahorse), 3169 nucleotides. It is a transcript of the gene alpk1, whose product is annotated as alpha-kinase 1. Gene Ontology annotation, molecular function: ATP binding; protein serine/threonine kinase activity; monosaccharide binding. The transcript has 14 exons. Lineage: Eukaryota; Metazoa; Chordata; Actinopteri; Syngnathiformes; Syngnathidae. Gene Ontology annotation, cellular component: cilium. The record is from RefSeq and is a predicted model, not a curated record. Gene Ontology annotation, biological process: cytoplasmic pattern recognition receptor signaling pathway; protein phosphorylation; innate immune response. Bases 62 to 3091 code for a protein of 1009 amino acids.
UUGACACCUACUGCGACUACCUCCCUUCGUUAGUAGGUAGUCGCUAACUUAUUGGACUAGAAUGGCCAACCGGGAAGCGGGAAGUUUGCUGGAGAAAUGCCUCAGGGCGGCAGAGGCAAAAGCCUCCACUCAACUCACUGAGGCCGUGAGGCACAACUACUGCAGUGUCAGAGAUUCCCUGUGUGUGGAGCUGACUUUGCUUUUGCGGGAGGCCCUGGAAAUGAGGUGGCCCUUUGUGCCUGAGAAGUGGCAGUACAAGCAGGCCAUCAGCUCCGAUGACAAGAGCAACUCGAGCGAGCUCGUCGGACAGCAUCUACCUCAGCUCCUGAAUGUCCUGGAGGCCGCGAUCAUGGCCCAGGAAGCGCAGGCGGCUCUCGCGGUGAUCUUUUUGGUGGACCGCUUUCUCUACUGGACAGACGAGUCAGGGCAGUUGUUGAAGAUCUGCAAGCUGCUUCAUAAACGCUACCCAGACGCCCCGGUGGCCCCUCAGCUGAUCAUACGACAGGCCCGGGUGUACUUCAAUUUUGGCAAACUGCAGAAGGCCGAGCACAUAUUGAGCCAUCUUAUCAUCAACAGCGGGACCACGGGAUGUUGGGUGUACCAUUCGGAAAGUGACCGUGCUCUUGUGCAGGCCGUCAGCCUGCAAGUGCGCGGAAUGGUUUUGCAAAAACUAGGCCUGUGGCUGGAGGCCGCGCAGCUCAUCUGGGCUUCUCUGGUUGGGUACUACACGCUGCCUCAGCCAGAUAAAAAGGGUAUCGGCACCUCUCUUGGCAUCCUCGCGAACAUCCUGCUGUCCAUGAAUGAUGAGGACUUCCAUGCUUUUAAGACCACCCAAGACAUUGAUUUAACUUUGCUCGGCGACGCAACCCAUCGCCUUUUGUUGGCAGCUAAGGCGGCCAAAAUGGCGGUGGUAUACAGCCAAUACACGUCGCUCUAUGUGCUGACCAAUGUGACCGCCCUUGGGACCUGCUUGUUGUCGUACAGUUUCUCCGUGGCGUGCCCCCCAGCAAAGAGGGCGUUCUACCUCCAACAGGCCAAGGAGGCCUUUGAAGUGGGCCUCCUCAGCAAAACCGAGGGCGACGAUGUCACCAGCAAGCAGGAGCUGCACACCUUCAUCAAGGCGGCUUAUUCGCUCGUCGUCACUCACAAAUGGCUCGCCGCAGCCUCCGAGGACGUGACGGGGGCGACGCGGGCUUGCCAAGAAGCUUUGGCUCGUUUUUACGAUUACUCCCACGCGGACACCCAGGACAGGGGCGGCUUUUGUGCCGAAAUCAUGCGACUGAUGACCCGAGUCAAGCUGGAGUUGCGCGUGGAGCCGUUCGUCAAUUCCGACAGUCGCUCUUUUAUCCCCGAUAGCUUCAGAGACGUGAAUGACACCAUGGUCGGCUUAACUUUGGACGGCUUCUCCAGAGUGCUGCAGAGAUUUCAGAAGUAUCACGUGUCACUGUGUAAGACCACGGACGCUAAGUGUAAGGCUGGGAAGGAGGAGGUAGAUGGAGCAGGGAUUUGCAUCACAGCAUUCGGGACCACCGUGGAUGUUCUCGACACUGAGUGCAUCGCAGAGGCUUGUAAUUCUUCAAGAGAGGUGUCCGCCGAUGUUUCUCGACCGCCUGAUCUCCGCUGGAGUGUCGCAAGUGCAAACAGCCUCGGCUCUUCCUGGAAGAAGCUCUCCUCCACAAGUUGCGGGUCAGGGAGAUGGGCUGUUGGCAGCCCUGCGAUCCUCACGCCGCAAAGACCCGCCACCCGCUUUUCCUCCAGUUCCAAUCACAGCUCUGACAGGUUUGAAAUACUCGAAGCAGAUAUACCAACGGCGGACUCCGACGCCCCCGAUGAUGACCCCGGGCCGACGGGCCCAUCAGCGGACGGACUACCGCGGUCCUUAUCCCAGCUGAUACUCAGCUCAAGCUCUCUCAGCAACAGUUUUGGCUCCAAGUCGUCAUGGGAAAACAUUUCAGCGGGCCUGAGAUCAUCCCGGUUCGCCGGAAGCCGCCAGAGCAGCAAAUCAUCCGAGUCGAGCGGGAGCUUCUUUCUCAUGAGAACGCAAGAUUGCGAAGUUAGCGAUUCAGAAUAUGACCCCGCUUCCGGAUGGGAAUUCCUAGGCCUGCCCAAACCUCUCGAGACCCCUAAAGUCGAUGCCGGCAGUUGCAACACCACAGAACCCUCUACAGAAGAUUCUCAUGGGACACCGGAGGAAUCGAUCCUUGAUCCUCAAACCUUGAACCCCCGGUGCAACGGCUGUCUCAAGAGAAACACCCUGGCUCAGGUUGAUCCGCUGAGGCAGUACGACUUGUCCCCGGAGGACUACCGCAGCCUCCUGGCUGGGGUUUGCCACGAAUGUUUGCUGAAGAGACUGAGCAGCGACAAGAAGUUCAAACUUGAGCAGUACGGCACGGCCCACAAUGCUCUACAUUUAAAGUUCUCCAAAGCCUCGGGACUAUGGACCGCGAGGGAGACCUGUGCCUAUAUUGGCGAGUCGAUGGGCUUGCACGGCACCCACAGAACCGCCAUCUGGGUCCAGUUCUUACACCAGGAAGAACGGCUGAGCAGUUACGUCGGGAAGGACUACCGGAAGCCGACGCAGAUCCAGUUUCACCUGAGAGACGUGGAGAGGCAAAUGACGGCCCAGUAUUACGUGACAGAAUUCAACAAGAGCCUCUACGACAAGGAGGUCAUGGCCCAGAUGUUCUUCCUGCCCUCAGAGGCGCUGUUGAUUCUGGAUGGAGAUGUCAUCGCGGGCUGCAUCACCGUGGAGCCCUACAUGCUAGGCCAAUUUGUCAAGCUCACCAACAACAUCAAAAAGAAGAACGACGCUCUCCCUGCGACGGAAUACGGCCUGGCCUUCGGACAUUUCACCUACCUGCACUCCAACGGCCAGGACGUCGUCGUGGACUUGCAAGGGUGGGUGACGGCCAACGGCAAAGGGCUGACGUACCUCACCGACCCGCAGAUACACUCCACCAGAACCCCCCGCGGCCCUUCCAACCUCGCCCACGGGGGCAUCGCUUCCUUUCUGCGGGAGCAACACGGACCGGAGUGCAACAGCGUUUGCCGGCUCCUCAACCUGCCGCCGGUGCCCAAACAGUCACAGUGAAGCAUCAGAAAUUCAAGCCUUCCUUGAUGUUGUUUCUAACACUGACGCUCGAAUCAAUAAAAAUGGUGAUGAAAGAUU